CAUUACUGCAGAAAGGUUUCUCAUCUCGGUGGUGACCUUUGUUGCCCGUUCCUCUGGAUGAAAUAAAAGUGAAAAUUAAUAAUUUAAAUGUAUAAAUCAAAAUGGAAUUGUCUUAGCAACAUAAACCUAACGAAUGACAAUAUAAAUUUGAAGAAAAAAAAGCAUACUUAAUGUAUGCAAUUGUACAUUUGUAUUUGUGUUUGUGCUCAAAUCGUGUUAUUUUACGGAAAACGGUAUAAAAACAUUUUUUUCUCACAGACUAUUUGAAUGUACUCAAACAAAAGACCUAGGCGACAAACUCGAAAUUAUAACUGUCGGUGGAUGUAGGGAUGUACAUAUGUUUAAAGACGUGGCAGUGUCACCAGUGCAACAACACCACUUUUGUAUAUCCUCUUUGAAUGUUAUGCAGUUUUACUUGAGCUGAAAAAAACCCGAACCAUUCUUUGUUCAACAUACUAUUGAAUAAUCUCUAAAAUGGUUUACCCUGAAGAACCUUUUUGGGUUUUGCCAACGGUUACUGGAUUUUACGAAGAUAGAGACUAUAGAGUUAAUGUGGUUGAAGCCCUUCAAGAGUUUUGGCAAAUGAAGCAAUCCCGUGGAGCUGAAUUGAAAAAUGGAGCUCUUGUGAUUUACGAGUCGAUACCAGCAAAUAGCCAGCCAUACAUUUGUUUCGUUACGCUGCCUGGAGGAAGCUGUUUUGGCAGUUUUCAAAAUUGCCCAACUAAGGCGGAGGCUCGUCGCAGUUCGGCCAAGAUUGCGCUAAUGAACUCGGUUUUUAAUGAGCAUCCAUCGCGCCGAAUUAGCGACGAGUUCAUUCAAAAAGCGGUUCAGGAUGCUCGGACUUCUUUCAAAGGAAAUUCGCAGAUCAACGAGGGCACAGAGUCUGGAAUUGGAGCUUUCAGAUUCAUGCUGGAGGCAAAUAAGGGAAGAACAAUGCUGGAGUUCCAAGAACUUAUGACUGUCUUUCAACUGCUUCACUGGAAUGGAUCGCUGAAGGCAAUGCGUGAACGCCACUGCUCGAGACAGGAGGUCGUGGCCCAUUAUUCUAACCGCAGCCUGGACGACGAGAUGCGGUCACAGAUGGCAUUAGAUUGGAUUGCCAGGGAACACGACAAUCCCGGCGUAAUCCGCAGGGAGUUAGUGCUUGCCGAGAGAGAACUGGAGACCUUCCGCAUGGCUGGACGCGAAUUGCGCUUUCCGAAGGAAAAAAAGGAUAUACUCAUGAUAGCUCAUAAUCAACUGGGCGGUAGUGCCCUUAACUCGGCUACCAUUGAUGAUUGAUCAAGAAUAUGAAUAAGCAUCUUGCACGAUCAAAAUUAACCACUUUUUUUAGACAAAUCAUUUAAUUUCACUUUGAGUAGCGAUCAAUAUUUAUUUAAUUGGCAUACCAUAUGAUCUCCACGAUGAAAAACAAGCGGAAACAAAUUUUACACUUCCCAAGCACUUCCAAAUUAAAAAAAAAUUAAUUUUAAAAAUCUUUGAAUAUGUGAUUUUUAAAACAGCUGCUACAAAAAUAAGACUAAACCCAAUAAAAUAUAAAUAAUUUUUUUAAA
Messenger RNA from Drosophila elegans, 1553 nucleotides. RefSeq names its product protein limb expression 1 homolog (gene lft). Gene Ontology annotation, biological process: autophagosome maturation. The transcript has 5 exons. Gene Ontology annotation, cellular component: cytoplasm. The record is from RefSeq and is a predicted model, not a curated record. NCBI's taxonomy places the organism in Eukaryota, Metazoa, Arthropoda, Insecta, Diptera, Drosophilidae. Bases 475 to 1281 code for a protein of 268 amino acids.